Molecule: messenger RNA, 1461 nt
Organism: Exophiala xenobiotica
Lineage: Eukaryota; Fungi; Ascomycota; Eurotiomycetes; Chaetothyriales; Herpotrichiellaceae
Exons: 2
Coding region: 442-993 (183 amino acids)
Source: RefSeq, a predicted model, not a curated record
CCUUCCUCGGCUUGCCCCGGUCAACCCCAAGCACAUGAAUGCCAUAUGCCGGGUCAAGGAUCUGGUAAGUCAUGCGAUCACUUCGCUCUUGACCGAACAUGGGGAUCAAGCUAGAUAUUGCGCUCGUGCUACUUCCUUGGGAGCUAGGUGCCGAUUAGCCUCCAGCUUGAGAUGCCGUCUGCUCUCAUCUGAAAGACUGAGGAGGAUGCGCCGACCAAAGCUCUGCUAUAUAUAAAAAUGCCUGCAUCCUGACAGCGCCCCUUCUUCCUCUCCAUAUCCGUUCGUACAUACUCGAGACAAAUUCUACCACACAGAGCUCUCAGCAGUCUGGAAGCAAUCUAAGUAGUGCAAGACUACAAAACAUUUCUCACCGCCCGACCACUUGCUACCGUAUCAGCGAUCACCCCUCUUCGACUGUGCGGAAAAGCAACUUCAAACACUAUGGCAUACGCAUACUACUACGACUUGCCACCCCCAUUAGUCGACAAUUUGCAUGAACGACAUCAUCAGCAUCAAAGUCUAAUGCAAUAUAUCGCUCGCCGACACCCUAGACCCGAAGACAAUCCUAACCAACCGGACGUUGACUUCCGCGACGCAAUCAAGGAAUACUUGGUUGAAGUCGAGGUUCCCGGCAUCAAGAAGCCAGACGAAGUGACUGUUUCCUGGACUGGCUCACGGUCGCUCCUCUUGACAGGGCAGACAUACCGACCAGACUAUGGAACCCCUGAGACCACGGAUGUGGAGGAAGAUAAAGACAAGCCACAAGCUGGCGGAAUCCAUCUAUUGGUGGGCGAGAGGAGAAUCGGGCCUUUCAGAAGAUAUAUCAACUUUCCGACCGAUGUGGAGAACGUCAGUGUGACGCUGGAGGCCGGUUUGCUGAAGAUCAAGGCCCCAAAGAAAGGCUUCGCUGACGUCGCCGAUGCCAAAGUGGAUGUCAAGCACGCUGAUCCUAAGCGUUCUAUGCCGAUCCAACAUACAUUCGGUGGCAUCUGAACGGCUACGAGUGCUCGGAGUGCUCGUGCAAGGAGGUAGUUAUGGACUCAGUUCGGCUGGACGGCGCUAGUCUCGAACAGAGUCAGGUGUCAGGCUUUCUCGAGUAAUUCAAGCUGGAUUUCGGUGCUAUUGUCCUUCCAACUCUCUUUCGCUGUCUCUCCUUUCGUACAUUAUGAAAGGCGUGUCUUCCGCAUGAUGUCCUAUCCCAGUAUGACCGCAAAAACACCGGGACCUCUCUAAUCAACUCUCCUCAUUCUCGACGGACUUCUUCUCAGGCCGACCUUGGACUUGAGAUGCCAGCCGGCAACCACCAAUUCCAUCAUCACUGCCAACUAGUGGACGUUCAACCGCUUAGCAGUCUGACCACGCAGUAGCCAAUCGAUAUCGCGGGUUCGUGAGUGCCACUCCUCCCAAUGUCUCAAGGGUGACGGCCGUGCUGAAGGCCAUCUCUCUCGCGGUUGUACCAAG